This is a messenger RNA of Trametes versicolor FP-101664 SS1, 622 nucleotides long. RefSeq lists its product as uncharacterized. NCBI's taxonomy places the organism in Eukaryota, Fungi, Basidiomycota, Agaricomycetes, Polyporales, Polyporaceae. The transcript is spliced from 4 exons. The annotation marks the transcript as partial. The record is from RefSeq and is a predicted model, not a curated record.
CACCAAACACUGCGGUACCCGCGUGGGCGUAUCUGGACGUCAGGGGCUCGACACAUUCGAUCCGACAUCGGCACAGGAUGUAGCACAGGAAGACUUGCCCGAGUCGACGGCGCUGUCCUCAGCAGGACCCACAUCCUCUCUGGUGGGACGUCCCUCAACGUCAGGGUCUGCGUCGGCGACCGGAUCACCUAAUGGCAACAACGGGGCAAACAAUGACGCUUCUUCCAAAAAGUCCACCGACAUCGCAUCGAUCGUCGGAGGCGCCGUUGGAGGCGUGGUCGGCCUCAUCGCCAUCAAUCUCGCCAUAUUCUUCUGGCUGCGACACAGACGCAAUGCCACGCGCGACGCGCCGACGGGUCCCGUCGAUCUCACCACCGGCGAGGACAAGCAGUACUCGGACAAACCCACUGGCCUUCAAAUUCACGACCACGGCGUCCCUGCUAUGGAAUACAAGCAACCCGUCUCUCCGCUUGCUUCUGCGAGCCACAAGGUUUACGAUCCCGAUGACCCGAGCACUUUCCCUGACAACUUUGUCGCACCGUAUCCCGCGGCGAGUCCUCUCCAGCCUCCCUCCGCUGGCACAGUUAGCACUGCUGCAUACAAGGGUGUCCCGGAGCUCUGA